Molecule: messenger RNA, 1206 nt
Organism: Mytilus trossulus (common blue mussel)
Lineage: Eukaryota; Metazoa; Mollusca; Bivalvia; Mytilida; Mytilidae
Exons: 5
Coding region: 1-1098 (365 amino acids)
Biological process (GO): canonical Wnt signaling pathway; non-canonical Wnt signaling pathway
Cellular component (GO): plasma membrane
Molecular function (GO): Wnt receptor activity; Wnt-protein binding
Source: RefSeq, a predicted model, not a curated record
AUGGUGAACAAACUGGUUGCUCUCCUUUUUCUGUUUGGAUCUCUUCAUGCAGACGAUACUUGUGAAGAAAUUACAGCACCAAUGUGUAAGAAUUUCGGAUAUACUUUGACCAAGUUCCCUAACAGUUUCGGUCACGAAAAACAGGAUGACGCUGGACACGAAAUACACCAGUUUAGUCCAUUAGUACAGACCGGAUGCAGUUCUUACUUACAACAAUUUCUGUGCGAGCUGUAUAUUCCUAAAUGUAAUCCAUCUACACCCAACACUCCGAUCACAUUACCUUCCCGACAACUCUGUGAGAAGGCAAAACAAGGUUGCGAUUCAACAGCCUCAGAUUUGGGAUCUUCAUGGCCCGAGGGGCUAACAUGUGAUAAAUUUGGUAAUGACCCGACUUUAGAUGAGGAUGAGGAUGACGAGCAACCUUCAUCAACGUUUCAACUAAGCAUUAAAUAUUCCUCUAAUGCUAUAACCUUUGAAUCCUGCUGUCACGUGUAUUAUUAUUCACAAAAGACAUUCUUCUUGCCUUCGGAUGAAAACGUGAUGGUGAAAACAGCAGACGUUAAAUCGUCCAAUGAGCCUAAAGUCACGUGGAAGAGGGAAAGCGGAUCUAGACGAAAAGGUGAUUAUUCGACUUUGCUUAUGGUAACUGGUUACACGGAGUCUUCUAACAAACAAGACAACCAGCCUCAUAUUUACACCAACUGGAUGGUAGCUAACAUUGCUAACGGACAGGUCUCAAGUGGAAUAACAGUCAAAGAAUAUGAGGGUCCACAACCAACCCCUAACACUGACAAUAAAGUUUACUUCCUAUUAUAUCAUCACUCAAAAUCUCUAGAAAUCUCUUCAUUAGGAAAAUACAGCAAUCCGGAAAACUCAAGAUACCAGCUGGAUAUAGACGCCAUCUUGAAGGACAACAAAAUGGACUUAACAGCGUCAAAGUAUAUGUUAAUGGAGGUCGAUGAAUAUUCUCGGUUCAAAUCGAUUCAGGACUCACAUAGGCCCGAAUCUGAAGUUUGUAAAGGUGUAGUUGGAUACCCAAAACUAUGUGGAAAGACAUUACGAAAGAAUGUUCCUUUAACGAUCAACAGGAAGAGAUAGAUAAACAAUAUCUAAUGUAUAUAUUAACAUUUCAGUUGCGAGUGAUAUGAUCUGUGAUACUGGUAACUGUUUUGUGUCAUAUUGUUGAAAUUGAAAUAUAGUAUAAUU